AAGACUAGGAUCAUUCCUCGUCAUAUUCAAUUGGCUGUCCGCAACGAUGAGGAACUGAACAAAUUCCUCGCUGGUGUAACUCUUGCGAGUGGUGGCGUCUUACCCAACAUCCACACUACUCUUUUGCCCAAGAAGAGUAAGGGCAAGAGCUUUACUGCUUCCCAGGAGAUGUAA
Messenger RNA from Perkinsus marinus ATCC 50983, 174 nucleotides. RefSeq names its product histone h2a, putative. The record is from RefSeq and is a predicted model, not a curated record. Lineage: Eukaryota; Perkinsozoa; Perkinsida; Perkinsidae. The annotation marks the transcript as partial. The transcript has a single exon. Gene Ontology annotation, cellular component: nucleosome. Gene Ontology annotation, molecular function: DNA binding; structural constituent of chromatin; protein heterodimerization activity.